This is a messenger RNA of Syngnathus acus (greater pipefish), 3518 nucleotides long. RefSeq names its product bromodomain-containing protein 8-like. Gene Ontology annotation, molecular function: protein binding. The record is from RefSeq and is a predicted model, not a curated record. Gene Ontology annotation, cellular component: NuA4 histone acetyltransferase complex. Lineage: Eukaryota; Metazoa; Chordata; Actinopteri; Syngnathiformes; Syngnathidae. The transcript is spliced from 21 exons. Bases 351 to 2846 code for a protein of 831 amino acids.
ACCAUCAUUGAGUGAUCGUGUUGGUGGGCGUGCACACUGCACACAGCAUGUAGCUAGCUACUUUUAAAUGAUAAAUGACGACGGUGGUCGUACGAGCACGUCGCUCUAUUUAUUUUUCCUCUUGUUCGUCCGCUCGAUCUCUAACGUUGACAGAGUUCGAAUCAAGGCGGGACGCCUGGCGGACUGAAGCGAAUGCUGCAUUCUGACUGGGCGACUUGAUAUUGAAGUUAACGCUAGCUAAGACGCACAAUACGAGGAUGGGGUGCGCGCGCUAACGUCAACGGCGAAACCCCCCGGGGAGCGUUCACAUAUUUUUGUAAGGAUGCGCGGCGUGCGGGGAUGACAGGAAGAUGGCAAACGGCGUUGGAAAACACAAGCUGCUUGUGAUCGGCCCAACAGAAGCAUGGUCACUCAGGGAGAAGCUGUGUUUGGCCACAUCGGUUAUGAGGAGUGGAGAUCAGAACUGGGUCUCUGUCAGUCGAGCCAUCAAACCAUUUGCAGAACCCGGGCGGCCACCUGACUGGUUCUCUCAAAAGCACUGUGCCUCCAAGUAUUCUGAGCUCUUAGAAAACACUGACGCCCCAAAGAGGAAGCGAGGCGAGAAAGGGGAGGUGGUAGAGACGGUGGGGGAUGUGAUAGUGCGCAGGCUGACGACUCAGAGGAUUGAGGAAUUAAAAAAGUUAAUCAAACAAACGCAAGAGGAGCACAGGACACUGAAGAGAGAGUCGGAACUUAUUCAAGCUGGCCAUCUAGACUCCAAACUGGAAGAAUUAUGGAAGGAAAUUCAGCGGAAACAGAAACUAGAAGAGGAAGAAGCAGAGUUGAAAAGAAAAGUCACAGACGCUGCCUAUCAGGCCAGACAGGUAGCAAAGAACACACCUCGGCGUGUGGCAGGCACCGCCAUGCAUUCACCCACGGGUUGUAACUCAACCAGCCUGGAGUUUCCCUCUGCUGACCCUCUCCCGUGCUCUCAUUCCGAUUUUUCAUCUACAAAAGAUGCUUCAGGUCCUGUCAGAUCAAUGUCAUUUGCCGACUCUUCCGGUUCGGGUAACGAGAACCCGCUACUUGGUGAUGACCCCACCCAGAAGAAAGUCCUGGCCCAGAGAGGUACACCACCCCCGUCUCCACUCCUCUCUGAGCUGCUGAAGAAAGGCAACAUUUUGGCCACGACAUCCAGAUUGACUGGAGAGCGUGACGUACCUGCUGGUAAUAUGACUGUAGCACACGACUUGCAGUUGACGCUGCCCUUUUCUCCAGCAUCAGGUGCUCCAAUGUUAUCUCGACUCCUCGAGGCGGGACCCUCCCAGUUCUCAGCACAGUUAGGAUUCAUGGUCAGCACAGACUCCAGCACCACCCCUGCGCCAGUGAAAUCUGCGGCCUCAGCAUGUUCAGAGGUGGAUGUGAUCGCACCAUCUGCGUCCUUUGGGUGCCAGCCUCCCCCCGUAGGUGUGAAAGUGUCCGAGCCGAGUGAGGAGGAUGUGACAGUUUCCUAUAUGGCAGAUGAACUGGAUCUGAAGACGGUCGGGGACAUCAUCGCAAUCAUCGAGGACAAGGCUGCAGAUGCUUUGGAUGCGGCUGCAGUCGAAGCCGCUCUCUUCCUGUGCGAAGAGAACGGCCACACUCUUCCCGGCUCCUGGCAGGCCGAGCCGUUCCAUACCCAAGACCCCCCGGGGGUUCCUCGGUCUUCAUCUCUCAUCCGAAGCCCGACAAGGAAUCAAGCAGACGAGUUAGACAUUCAGGGCAAAACUUCAGCCGAGCUCUCCUCUGCGUGCAGUAGUCAAGAAAACUGUGAUGCGGAGAGCCCAGUGGGACAGAGUGGCCUUCCACCAACCUCCUCAUGCGAUGUCAGGAGUUUUGUGCAGCGCCUCAGCGGAGCACCUGCACAGCUCGAGGCCAUGAGAGAUGCGGUGCACCAUAAAAGCCACAUGCCUUUGCAAGAGAGAUGGGCACAGCAAAGAUCUGAAACCACCAGUCAGGAAUCAGUAUUAGAAGAUUCGCUAGUGACAGAAAGACAGGAGAUAAAGGAGGAGAGUGACGUAUGUGUCGAUAGUAAAGACAAUGCCUCAGGGACAAAUUUAGACAAUGAGGUCAACGGGCCAGAAGACGAUGAGGAUGACGAGGAGGAGGAAGAUGGGGAUGGCGUCGAGGGGUUUUCGUCAGAGCCUGACGGAGAGAUGGAGAUGGAGCGCGCGGCCAGCGAGAGCGAGGACGCGUGCAGCCUCCACACAGCUUCGUCAUCAUUGCAGCUCCACACCACGGCCGACUCCAUCCCCAGCAGCCCCGCGUCGUCACAGUUCUCUUUGUGCAGCGAGGACCUGGAGGCUCUGCAAGCUCACAAGAUCUGGAAGAAGGCCAUUAUGUUGGUUUGGCGUGCGGCUGCCAAUCACAGGUAUGCAAAUGUCUUCCUGCAGCCGGUGACAGAUGAAAUUGCACCAGGAUAUCAUAGCAUUGUGCACAGGCCCAUGGACCUGGCAACCAUUAAGAAGAACAUCGAAAGUGGUUCCAUGCGAACCACAGCCGAGUUCCAGCGGGACAUCAUGCUGAUGUUUCAGAACGCAGUCAUGUACAACAGCCUGGAUCACGACGUGUACCACAUGGCCGUGGAGAUGCAGCGUGACGUCCUGGAGCAGAUCCAGCAGUUUCUAGCCACCCAGCUCAUCAUGGAGACCUCCGAGUCCGGUAUUGGCGCCAAAGGCCUGAGGGGCCGUGAGGGGUUGCGACGGCAGGACUCCACAGACAAGGACGCCUUCUCCAUGUCCUCUCCUGCUUUUCUGCUGUCUCUUUUUGAUGGAGGCACCAGAGGGCGCCGCUGUGCCAUUGAAGCUGACCUCAAAAUGAAGAAAUGAACAAAACAGGCAGAAUAAUUUAAAUCUGACACUGUAAGUGAAACGUGUUAAUACUUCCAAGAUUUAAAUGAUAAAGAAUCCCGCCCCUUCUCAAUCGGCGUCAUGUGUAAUCCCCAACUUGCUCUCAGUUUUCCAAUGAGCUGCAGACUGGAUGUGGGGAAGCUCCUAUCUUGCAGAAAUGGAUUACGUGUAAUCCCAGAUUACAAAAGGGGAUUCCGAAAGAGUGGGUCAAAGCCUGUGAUAGCUCCACAUCACUCAUGGCCUGCUCACAGGCAAGAACAUCAGGUUGUAUAAGUGUCUAUAAAGCCUCAAAAUCAACUAAUCCUUCAGGCGGGCUGCAUCUGGUCUACAUUAGUGCGGUGGACUGAACGGUGAUAAAUGCACUACAGUAAACGUAAAGACACUGUGUGAAAACAGAGGCCAAAGACUUUGGUUUGCUUGACUUUUUUUUAGGUGGUGUUACCUUAUUAAGGCAUUAAGGGGGAAAAAAGAAACCUUUAUUUUUUCCUCAUUUUACCAACCUUUAAAUAAUUUUAAAUGUAUAUUUUGUGUUUGUUUUGCGCAUACCUACCUAUAUUUUGAGUGAAGCAGUACUGUGGUAAUCUCACUGUGUUUUGUGGAUGUAAUAAUAAUAACACUACUUUUAAACAAUAAAUUCAAGUUUGGCUUGUA